GAGGGCUAAAAGCAGCAGCUUUGCAAGGACCACACUGAAAAAAAAGCUCUCAACUUUCUCCGUUCCUCUUCCCGGCGGCGGCGAUGGAUACCACCAGCUUCCCGGCGGUGUGGGCGGUGGUGGGGCCGGGCGUCGCCGGCGCCGUAUUCGGGGUCGGCUGGUGGUUCUGGGUCGACGCCGUCGUCUGCAGCGCCGCCGCCGUCCCGUUCCUUCACUACCUCCCCGGGUUAUUUGCUUCGUUCGCCGCGCUCAUGUUCAACUGCGUGAAGAGGGAAGACGCCAACUACAAUUACUACUCGCCCUACGACGACUCCGAGUGGAGGUUGAAACUCUGGCUUUUUGUUUCAUACGUGGUGUCUUUUGUUUCCUUGGCUGGGGCUGUUGGUUUUUUGGUCCAAGACGCACUUACAGAUACAGGUCCAUCUGCAUGGACUGGUGUUGCUGGCGUCCUACAGUCUGUGUUUGUGCUUAUAAGUGGGUUGAUGUACUGGACUUGUCAUUCUGAAGAUUGAUUUAACAAGUAUGCCAAGAUAGACGAGGAAUGUAAAGGCGAUUCGGAAAUAACCUUGUUACGGGAUAUGUGAAAUUUUGUGUCGCACUAUACAGUUCUGCUCAUAGUUUAGUAACUCUGUAAAUAUAAUUGCAUAACAAGCAGCUCAAGUUAGUUUCACUGUGUUACUUUGGAGUAAACAGACCUUUAUGAAUAUAAAUAGCAUAUAUGGAUCUAUAUCUUUUUGCGCUAACCAA
Oryza sativa Japonica Group (Japanese rice) is the source of this 747-nucleotide messenger RNA. RefSeq lists its product as uncharacterized. Gene Ontology annotation, biological process: late endosome to vacuole transport via multivesicular body sorting pathway; protein targeting to vacuole. The record is from RefSeq and is a predicted model, not a curated record. NCBI's taxonomy places the organism in Eukaryota, Viridiplantae, Streptophyta, Magnoliopsida, Poales, Poaceae.